Doryrhamphus excisus (bluestripe pipefish) is the source of this 7729-nucleotide messenger RNA. RefSeq names its product nudix (nucleoside diphosphate linked moiety X)-type motif 7 (gene nudt7). Gene Ontology annotation, biological process: coenzyme A catabolic process. Gene Ontology annotation, molecular function: coenzyme A diphosphatase activity. NCBI's taxonomy places the organism in Eukaryota, Metazoa, Chordata, Actinopteri, Syngnathiformes, Syngnathidae. The record is from RefSeq and is a predicted model, not a curated record.
ACGCCGGCUAGAGGACGUUGGAAAAUGUUUGGCCACUACGGUCAUCCAAUACGCUUGGCGGCGCUGUGGGGGGGUUGCUGGCUGUUUCCAACAUUCGGUACUCGUUUCAUAAUGUUUAUCGUUGUGUUAAGGAAAUAUUUUAUUUUCCUAUAAAAACCCAACUAAAUUAAGUUAUUAAUGAUAUUAAUAUAUAUACCAGUGUUUCUUGUUUUAAGCGUUGCUAACGCCACUCCUGCAUGGCGGUUUAUGCUAGCUGGUCGUGACUUCGCACCGGUUUGCUAACAUGGCAAUCAAAAAGGAAACCAUUGCUGUUUUUGAACAGUUUGACGCCAGAAAAGUGGAAUUAAUGCCGAUACCUGAGCUGAAUAAAGCCUCGGUGUUGGUCCCUCUAUUUGUAAGAAAUGGGAAGCUGCAUACGUUGAUGACUCUACGUUCCAAGCAGCUAAGAACCAGUGGAGGCGAGGUAUGUUUUCCUGGUGGUAAAAAAGACCCCAGUGACAAAGAUGAAGUGGAAACGGCCCUGAGAGAAGCUCAGGAGGAGAUUGGUGUACUUCCUGGUGAUGUCCGCGUCAUAUGCGCAUUGCACCCCAUCAUGAGUAAGAACAACCUGUUGGUGACCCCAGUGGUUGGCUUCAUCGAGGAGUCCUUCAAGCCCAGUCCAAACCCUGCAGAGGUCAGUGCUGUGUUCACUGUCCCCUUGGACGUCUUCGCUUUUAACAAAGACCACUUUGAUGACCUUGCUGCUGUACACGCCACAAUGCCAACCUUCGCCGUUGACUAUGUGGACCCUGACACAGGAGCCAAGUAUCACAUUUGGGGUCUGACCGCCAUUAUCGCCUUUAUUGUCGCCGCCAUUGCCCAAAAGACCAAACCCGAGUUUGAUAUUAAUGUGGAAGAACUACAAGUCAUGCUCACACAACACCUUCACCAAAGACUGAGUAAACUGUGAAUUGUCCUUUUAUUUUCUGACAUCUUAAAGAAGGUAAGAUGUUGCAAAAUAGAAAUUAUGAAAAAGCAGUUAUAUUAAAGUGAUGUCAAAUUAUGGAAGUUAUAUUAGAGAAAACAUAUUUGAGGAAUAAAAUACUUUGAAAAUGUUUGCAAUGCAAAUAUUUAUUGUAAAAAGUAUUUCAAUAAGUAACAUUUUCUGACAAACCCUUUUUUUCAAGUUAGGAGUGCAAAUAUUUUGUUUUUUAUUAAAAGUUAAAAUGUAACAAGUUGAAAUAUAUAAGUUAAUAUAACAUUUAAAUAAAAAUAUUAAAAUAUAUACAUAUUUUAAUAAUUUUUUUAAUGGAGUCAUUAAAAGCACAUCUUUUAAAAACUACAAAAAUACUUAAAUGUUUCCCGAGAUCUAAUUUUAUGGGGACAAGGGGGUCCAUUUACCCAAAUAUGCCUAUGUAGAAGUGCUAUAACUUAAAAACAUAAAAAAAUAAUACAACUAAAUGUGGGAUGAAGGAUGCAAAGAAUUUGAGUUUUCAUUUUUAGUUUUUAUUAAUUUAAUGUAGCAGCAGGAUUACAGAUAUAAACUGAAGAGUAUACAAAUGUCCAGACCAAGGCAAAAUACAUGUUAAUAUAAUUCAGAUGAAUGAUAACACACUGGGGGGUUGACCAUUAUCCCUACAGUGGGGUUAUAAGGCUAAAUAUACUAAAGCUCACGCAACACACACACACACACACACACACACAGAGUAGGAGUGUGGGACAAAAAGCAACAUGGAUGAGCAAACAGUUCAGUACAUGACGACAGACAGCUCACGCUAUUGGCAAUUAACAGUAACUUCAUGGCUGUUUUUUUUUAUUAUUAAACAAAUCAACGCAUUUUAAUCAAUAGUAAAUGCAAAGACCCCAAAACACUCACAGAAACAAUCUCAAUUUCUUCCCUUUCACCUCACGUGUACAAAUCUCAUGAGGCAUCCAAAAGAAAAAGACUGGUGGCAAACACAUGGACUGAUAUGACCGUAUCAGUAAGAAAACUACAUUAGCAGUAAAACAAACCAGUGUGGGCUGUAGUUGAAACAAACGUAGGAGGAUCCAAAGUAGCAAGGACACAGAGGAAACACCAGUAAACAGAGCAGAGAAAACAUCUUUUUUUUUCUUCUUUUUUUGUUAUCAAGGCACACAAAGUUCUUUAGAAAGCAUCACAAUUGAAAUGACCCCUGCAGUAUAUUUUCACAUUUAAAUACACACGGAUAUUCAUUUACACCCAUGAAGGACAAAAGCCAUUUUUGUCUUUUUGUGUGUGUGUGUGUGUAUGUGUGUGUAAAAGUUUGGUGUGCUCUUAUCGUUCACCGCCAUCCUGUGGUUCUCUUCCAGCGGAAAAGUCAAUUUAACGAAAAACAACAUAAAUACCAGUCGGUGCCACUUCUUAGUUAGGGCGCACUCACACUUAGCUCACGAAUGACAACAUAUGCAAAUUAGAUGAGUCAUUUCAUUAUGAUCCAUCAUCCUGACUAUUUUUAAUAUUCUUAAUAAAGGGGACCUAUUAUGCUUUUUCCACUUUUCUGACCUAUAAAUGACGUUAGAAUGUUGUAAUAUCGUGUUAAACGAUACCAAAGUUUCAGAUAAUGAGGUUUAUACAUUUGGAAGUGAUCCCUGAAAGAAGUUUGGGAUGGCUCAAAACGCUUGGGUUUCAGAGGGUGUUAUAACACUGGCGGUUUGUGAUGUCACAGAUUGCUGGGCUUUCUUUAUAUGGGCGUGCACUGUAAGCCAGAUACACUCUAAGCCCUCCCCCCCAAGCGCGGCUUCUGUUUACUGUGUUAGCAAUGUCUCCCACAUUUGUCUGCAAUUCUUAACGAGGAGACCACCAGGCACAAAUUGGUUGCAGUUUGAUUCCCGAACAGCAAAAGAAAUACGGCAUUUCACACUUGACUAUUUUGUGAAUAUGGUCCAGUAAGCAGCUGGACUAGCCAACAAAAUUGUUGAAGCCCUACGUCUUUCCAACAUUACUUGGUCAUGUGGAAGAGUCAGAAGAGCAAGCAGCAAGUAACAGUUUAUCAGUGUCAUAACUGUGAUUCGUAUAAGUCAUGGUCUGUGUAGCAUUAUAGAGUGUGCAUACAGGGAAAAUUGCCUGGAAAUCUGAGGAAACCGUCAUUAUUUUGUUUGAAUUGUCCUACGCCCCCCACAUACGGUGCCUGUUAAUGGUAAUUACCACCUGUCACUAUUAGAAAUAAAUAGACGGACACAAAAGGAGUCCAAAUGAAGUGUCCUUGUAUGAUGUGGUAUAACGGAGCAGAGCAGUGUGAGUGCGCCCUUCAAUAUCUAAUUGGUCUGAUGUCCACAUACAAUGAGGUAAAAAAUUACAUUCAUAAAACUGAAGCCGUCUCCUCCUUUUUUGUGUUAGUAUGAGCCAUUUCUUCUUCUUUUGUGUUAGCAUGGCUUUAAGAGGCAUACUCCAUGUCACCUAUCACCAUCAUGUGCUCUUUAGCUCCCCUACACAAAUGGGAAUGGAAUGCUUGGAAACUAGUGCCCUAGAGUCUGACCUACAGUUACUGUGUGAGUCAAAAGUGCCAUUUGAGAUGCAUGACCAAGGAGGUUUGGGGUAAAAAAAAAAAAAAAGACCACCAGUGACCAAAACCCACAUCAGGACUUCCAUUGUAGGAACUUCAAAGAAAAUUCAGUUUGACUUCUUUUCACCACACCUACGCUUGCUUUCAGGCAACAUACCAGCACUGAUAUUCUGCACUUGUUUAUUUUUUUUAAUUACAAAAAUAGUCUACAUUUGAUACACAGAUACAAAAUUCUAAAAAAGAUAAUUUACUUUUAAAAUGGAUCACUAACAGCGACGGGAUGCGAGUAGAUGUAAACAAAUGCUUUUUUUUAAUGAGCGAUGUCAGUCAAAAUAUGGGACUUUUUUUUUUUGCUUGACGCCAUGUUGGUGUAGAUAUGCCAAGUUAUAAAGUUGGUGGAAAUGUAACUAAAAGUACCUUUACAAUACAAUAUGUUCCUCUCCACUGUACAUACAAGAGCUGCAAUAGAAAUGAGUAAACAGGAUUUCUGAAGGACAGACGCGAGACCAUUUGAUGACGGGAGCUUUGGUUUGUGGUCCAGUCCGAACCCCCCUACCCCCCACCCCCCAACUCCACUCCACUCAACUUGCAAUGCCUGCGUAGCUGAUAUUUCAAAGAAAGAAUCCCAUCCCUGCUGUAACAUAGCACCGUAGAAUCAAAAUGGCAGCCUCCAUUGUCCCAGUCAGGAAGAUGCCAACUUCACACGGUGCCUUCCAACUGUUUCACACCCAACAAGUGAACGUCACAAAAAAAACAGCAGUCUGAACGGAGAGGAGUCGGCAAAAAGAACAAAAUAUUCAAUAAAGCCUUAUGGAAAAAGCCAAUAGAAAAUUCAAACACUGAUUAAAUAGGGAUUGGACCACAAUUCUACCAAGGAGCAUUAAGGUCACACUGAAAGGAAUUCUUAAAUUAUGCAAAAAGGAACGUGAAUACAGUCUCAUUACCAGAACAACCUUUAUAGUUUAUAAUGCUAUUACAGGAAAAUUAUAUUCAAUUGUUUUUAUGGAUGAUGAUGCUGAUGUGACGUGGACUAUUGUUUUUUAUAUUCCCCCUUUUUAUUGUCAUUCUGAAGUUACUCCCGUAAAAGUGCAAACUUUACAAUUUUUAGAGGUUCUCAUUAUAAUUGCAUUUUUGUUAAAAUUAGAGUUUCUAUUAUAACAAUACUCUAUUAAAACUUUUUUCUUGAAAAACUACAACUUGAUUCUGCUAAUAUUACGAAUUCAAUCCAGUGAAACAGCAGCAAUUUAUAUUUCAUAUAUUCUAUUUUAGUUAUACUCUAACAUUUUCAAUAAGAUUGUUAGGACAAAAUUCUCAUCAAAUGUGCAGCUUCUUUCUCAAAAUUCUAAUAUUACAACAUUUUCUCGUAAUAUUAUGACUUUAUUCGAGAUCUGUAAUUAUUCUCUUACUACAAAAUUAUUAUAUAUAAAUGGUCGUUUUACUCAAAGCUUUACAAUUUUUCCUCCACAUAAAAAUGCCAAUUUCAUUCUCAUGAUGGCAACUUAAUUUUUUAAAUAUUUUUCUUUCCAGUGUGGCCCCAACAGUCUUUGGUACAAUAAAAAUUGCGAUUGAGCUGUGAGCAUAAUUUCAUUACAUAAUUGCCUUGGACAUUAAAACUACGGAGACAUUAAGAUGAAAAAUUGUUGUUUGUGAUGUUUUUAUCCCGCACAAAGACAAUUAGUUGUUUUUUUUGUGUUCAUUUCCUCUGCUUUUUAAGUCUUAAUGUUUCUGUGUACAAAUGCAUGCGUGGAUGGAUGAAAGGAUUAGCUGGUUAUACAGAAGAGGUUAUAAAGUGCUUGAGAUAAAAUGUCUAUAAAACCACACAACACUCACAAGUGUAAAGUUUCUAUCCACAAUGACUCGGUAAAGGUUUACCUUCAAAGACAAAAAGAUACAACAAACUUCAUAGUUAUUUGGAGGCCUGCACGCAUGGAAACACAGAGAGAAGUCACAGUAUUUAACCAGGUUAAAUCUCAUUCAGGAGUGUUAAACUUGAAAGUACACCAACAAUAAAUAUAUUCAAACCACUUUUGACAAAUGUGUAUUCAUAGUUUUGAAUGAUCUUGAAAGUGCCCUCCUGUCAAAUGUGCAUAAUGUAAGAGCCUUAAUUGUUAUCAGAUUUCAGUUAUUCAAAAUACAUAUUAGCUGCUCCACAAAGCCUGCCUACAGUCGUCACCGCUCGGGGCAAAAAAAAAAGAGUUUCCACACUCCAAAAAUGAGAUUCAGCCCGACGUUUUUCUGCAAUUGGAUGUCGAAUCCAUGACUAACUGUUUUACCGCCUGCUCAUCGCACUUUUGUCAAGUUUGCUUCAGUCAGUGACAUUCCUUUUCUUUCCUUCCAGUUUUUCCAUGAAAAACAACCUGGUUGGUUUGCCCCCGCUCGUAGGCCCAACAUUAUUAAAACACUCUUGAGAACAAAACACUGCAUCUCCCCCCCCCCCAGACUUACGGAUAAAGCAGUUAUUACAGGCCCCUCUGAUCCUGCAAGAGGGGUAAUAACAAAAGGCAGAUCAUCAAUUCAAGGAAAUGGAUAUACAAAGGCUAUAAUUUAUGAUAAAUAGUUAAUAAAAAUGAGUUACAUUAACUCAUCAUUUGGGGGUUUUAGGUAAAAUGGGGCAUUUAACUCUUAAAUAUACUUUUUUUUAUUUUUAAAGUUUUGUGGCAUUGGCCCAAAACACCAUGCGCAGCUAGUCUUGUUGAUUUUGAGAGUGCAUGGCUACACGUCACCUUCUCUCCACGUGGUCCCGCGGACAUCCUCACUGCUUCUGUAGGCUUUCCAGUAGGUCCUCUAUUUUGCCCAUGUUGGACGACGGCGAUAUCGACCCCUGCAGUGUACUCUGUAAGCUGCUUUGUAUUUCAAGAUUGGUCUGCAUCGGAGUCGGCAGGCUUGUGUCUAUGGUGGUCUGCAGACCAGGCUGCAGGGUCACCUGGGCGUUUGUCUGCAUGGCGUUCUGCAGGCUGCUCUGCAUGGCGCUCUCCAAGCUGGACUGCAUUUGUGCCUGAAGAGUGCCCUGUAAGCUGCUGUGCAUGGUGGGCGGCAUCGAGGUUGCAGCUUGGGAGAUGGGCUGUUCCAUGAGGGGCUGCAUGUGACCCGAGUUUGGGGCUUGGCUCGGAACUGGAAGGGUUGAUCCAGGGGAGUUGAGGAGCUGGGGAGUGUCUGGCAGGAGGAGAAAAUGGAGAUAGUCAAUUUGAAGUAGUAGUAGCAUGGUCAAGGCCUUGAAAAAAGAAACAAAACAGGAGCUUUUAAUCGAGUCUUUGGUAGUAAUGGUGGUUUACAUAGCUUAGUCAAGGGACCAAGUUCCACUUCAUGACCAAACAGGAUGAGCGUUAUAGAAAGUAGCUUACCAUUCUGUAUGCCAAACACAAACAGGUUUGGUGGUCCUCGUUGGGCUACAUUAUCACCCACAUUUGUCUGGAAAAGCUGCUCUGGGGGCUGCUGGCCAGGGUUGUCCACCACACCUACAGUCCCUUGGACCACAAAGAUUGUUGUGCCGGGGGGCGCUGCCUGAUUGUUCAGAUCCUGUGAACCAAGAGUACUCUGAAGGCUGGACAGUGAUGUCUGGGGUAGGAAAAGCUCCACGGGUUGACUGUUAGGGACGCUAGAAGAACUUGAGCCCACUUGCAUUGGCUGCUGUUCCUGGAACAGGCUCCGCUGUUGAUUCUGUGCGGAUGUUGAUGUCUGAUCCUGGAAGGACAUGGGUUCUACUGGCUCCUGCUGCGGAAUUCCAACAGUGAUGCCACCCAUCGGGGAAGGACCUUGGGUCUGGGCGCUGAAGAGGAUAGUUUGGGGAAUGGCCUGGGGGUCUAGAUCAGUUGUGCAGAGGAGCAGACCUGCCUGCGGAGUUUGGGACAGCUGGCUCUGGGGAAUGGGGUUAGGCUGUGAAUGGUUUGGUAUGGUCUGGAACAAGGAUCCCUGUUGCCCAAUUGGAAUUUGCGGUGACUGUUGACUCUGUUGUGGGGAUUGUUGUUGUUCCAUGGGGGUGCUCUGUUGCUGCAUUUGAGACAGCUGAGCUUGAGGCUGGUUCUGAAACAUGGCAACAGACUGGGGCUGGCUGGAAGACGUGUCCAUGGUGGAAAUGAAUGUCAACUGCUGCUGUUGUUGGGAUUGAGUGUUAGAGGAAAGAUACUGCUGCUCUGUGGUGAGGCUGCCACUUGUCAGAACUGUAAGCGUAUUCUGAAGCAGAGCAGCUUGAACCUGCUGUUGGGAGCCCUGUGUAUCCGCAAUGGGCC